AUGUGGCCCCUUCUCUUAGUCAUUGCUGUGGCUGGAUCCACUGGUUUCGCAACCAAACGCUUUCUUAGUAGUCACAGGAACGCCGGUGAGGUUGAACACGCUUAUCUCCACGAUCCAAGUGCUUUUAGCUUUUCCAGUUCUGAAAGCGCUUCUCAGCGUGAAGGAGUCUUCACGUUUUCAUGCUCCAAAUGUCUGACACAGCAGGAUGGACCUAAGAGUAGAAGAUCCCGAGCCUCCAAGAACGGAGUUAGGGCUCCGAAGGUUGACGUGCGAUCGGAGCAGAGAAACGGUAGAAAGAGAGUACGUUUUGUCUUGAAGAAGAGGGAAAUUGCAAAGAAUGUAGCUGCCCAGGCUCCGUUUUGUUCUUUCAAAGAUAACUCUUUGUUUGGUUGGGGACUUUGCUUUGGCAUCAUGUAUAUGAUGUCGGCUGGAAAAGCUGAGAUCAAUAAGCUGAACAAGACCAUGAACGAGACAGUUAAACUCGUUCAGGAACUGAAAUCUGAGGUCAACAGAAGAAAAUCGUCAUGUGAUUUUCAAAAUUUGGAUUCUGUUGUCAAUGGUGUUAAGAACUCUUGCAAAAUCAGAGGCAGGAAUGAAGCAAUGCACAAGAAUACAAACAGUAAGCUCAGAGACACUGGUCUCAAAAUUUGGAUUCCUGCUGUAAAUGAUUGUGGUGAAUGUGGGAGUAGUGCUCUGACUGAAGAACCAGAACCGCAGGUUCUGGAAAUGGAUCAACUGGAAGCAGAACUUGAGUUUGAACUCCAAAAGCUUUCUGGGUGUACUACUGGCGGACCUUGCUAUGAAGAAAUAAAGCCAAACAUAGAUGAGUUUGAAGCUCCAGAUGAAGGCUAUCAUGGAACAGAUGACUGGAAUGUAAAUUGCUCUGAAUCUCAUGGUGUGUCCGCUUCCGAACUGCAUCAGAAAUUAAGCCACCUACUGAUGAAACAGCAAGAAAAUCAGAUCAUGGAGCUAGAAUCUGAACUGCACCAAACUCAAUCAAAUCUUCAUGAGAAGGAAGCUGAACUCCAGGCACUCAAGAACUGUGUCAAACGCCUUACUGAGCUCUCGCUAUCCACAGUUUCAGAUGAUGAAACUCAAGCUCUCACUGAUCCAAAGGGAACAAGCGAUUGUGGCAACCAUAACAUAGAUUUUGAGUUGAAGCAUUCAGUUGUUGGGACGAAAAGACCUCUUGAUUCUGAAUCUUGCUCGUGUUACAUGUAA
Sphenostylis stenocarpa is the source of this 1221-nucleotide messenger RNA. The record is from the annotation of a GenBank genome assembly. NCBI's taxonomy places the organism in Eukaryota, Viridiplantae, Streptophyta, Magnoliopsida, Fabales, Fabaceae.